This is a messenger RNA of Cajanus cajan (pigeon pea), 1209 nucleotides long. Lineage: Eukaryota; Viridiplantae; Streptophyta; Magnoliopsida; Fabales; Fabaceae. The record is from RefSeq and is a predicted model, not a curated record.
AAAAAAAUGCUCUCUUUCUCCGAUCUUCAUCAUCUUGUGAGUUUAGGGUUUUUCAGAAUUGAGCUUUCGCUCCAUUUUGGUUCCCAAACACAACCUCCAAAAUUUCAUUUUGAAUACCCACGUACGAUACAACAUCGCAAUUUCUCCGUAGCACGACAUUUGUUGAUUGAUCAUGUUGGCUAAGAGACUAAGUUCCUUACUCAAACUCUCGCCAAAACCUCACUUUUCCACUUGGUAUAACUCCGUAUAACUGGAUCGGUUCAAGCUGGAGGUCAAAUCCCAAUUUUCAGUUAAAGAAUACAAGUGUCGAACCAAUUAUACCGAUGGCUUUCGGUAUAUGAACUGUAAAAUGGUGCUUGAUUGUGAUGACCAUCUUUUAUACUGUUGCAGUUCCACGAAGAAAGUGGAUGAAGAGACAGGCAAAUACUAUGGUAGGAAGGCUGUGUCAUUUGUUUUAAUUACUAUUACUGGUGGUGUUGCUCUAAGUGCCCUUGAUGACCUUGCCAUCUAUCAUGGAUGUAGCAGCAAGGCCAUGGAAAAGGUCAGCAAGAAUCAGGCAGUAAUAGAUGCUAUUGGAGAACCAAUUGUUAAAGGUCCAUGGUAUAAUGCAUCUCUUGCAGUAGCUCAUAAAAGACAUUCUCUUUCAUGUUCAUUUCCUGUUUCUGGACCACAGGGCACUGGUGUCUUGCAGUUGAAGGCUGUUCGAAAUGGAGAGGACACUUGGUCUUCCUUCUUCCUUUCUCGCGAUUGGGACAUUUUAAUCAUGGAUGCUCUCCUCCAUGUACCUGAGAACGAGGAGAGGAACCGAACAUUGCGGAUCAAUCUCAUUGACAGGCCUUUUUCAUGUACUUCUUGCCCUGGGUCCACUCCUCAUCCAUCAGAAAAUUCAAAGGCAAAAUUGAGUUCUAAUCAAUAAAAGCUUAAAUGACAAUCUUUAUUUUUUAAACCGUUUACAUGAUUUUGAGGUUAGGUGAACGUCAAUAUUUGGCUGACAGAAUAAAUUUGUUUUCAAAUUUUCUUUUGGUAAUGUGUUAAAAUAUUAUUCAUCGUCUUAUUUCACUAUGAAAUAAAUUUUGCCUUGUAGAAUGAUGUAAAUUUUCCUUAUUUUGUGCUUUUUUUCCCUUAUGAUCUUGCUUGCUAUUUUUUUGAGACUGUAAUUUUCUUUUCUACUGAAGUGAGCAAUGAGAUAGUUUUUCUUUUUUUGGGUGA